GUCUACUGGUCGCAACUUCUGGUCUACUAGUCGCAACUUCUGGUCUACAGGACACAACUACUUGUCUCCUGGACACAACUACUUGUCUGUUGGGCACAACCUCUACUCUAUUAAAACACAACUACUGGUCUACUGCACACAACUCCUGUCUACUGGACAAGACUACUGGUCUACUGUGCACAAGUCUACAGCUAGGUGCCCUUUGUACAGUUUCCCUGUAUUCUUUAAUUCAGCUAAAACUUUGUAACUUCUAAAGCACAGAGAAGCUUACAGAACUGAUAGAGAUCCUCAGAAAGAAGACGGAUCUUAAAGCAUCAAAGGUUUGUGAAUGCCUACCCAGAUCCAGUAUUAUAACUCUUCACCCUCAGUCACAGGCGUACUGCAGCCGCAAAAUGCUCCUGGUUCUUUUGGGCCGGACAGACCAAGAGAUGCCUACCCUGCUGCCACAGUUCCACGCAUCCGCCCCUCUACAGGGUUUCAGUUUAGAGACGUCUCGCCUCCCCGUGGUAAACCAGUGUGGAACGAUUCGCGCAAAACGGAGGCCUGGACAAAUUCGUUACGGAGAUAUAAAACCAGCCUGAACCAUAGACCUGUGGAGUCUGUGCUGAGUAGACGGGCCCCAUUUGCAGCACGGACCAUGAGCGCCGAUUCUGGUGGCUAUCGAUAUAAAAAUGGGCAUGUGGACACCCUAACUACAUACAGCUCCAUGAAUGACCCUCACUUAUACGAUUACUAUGCCAGGAAAUUUGGCCUACAGGUGGACACACGGCCAUCCUCUAGUAGGCUUGCACUGAGUACUCAAUUCGCCAGAUCCCGACCUGGUUCUAUGGCAGUAAAGAAGGUUCUCUACAAGGUGGUAGUGAAGACUGGCAAUAAGAAGCAGGGCGGUACUAAUGCCAGGGUUUAUAUACGAAUGAAAGGAACCAAAGGGAAACUUAACAAGACCCAGCUGCAUAAGAAAUUGGGGGACAAAGAUUCCGAAUUUAAAUUUGGUAAAGGGUCCACCCAUGCGUUCAAGGUUUACGGCCCAGAAAUUGGGGACAUCAAGAACAUCACGCUGGAACACGAUGGACUGGAGCAGCAGCAUGCCUGGUAUCUGGAUGAAGUCUUUGUUACCAACACCAACAGAGACAAGACAUGGCAUUUCCCCUGCCGGCGGUGGUUUUCUCUGUACCAUGCAGAUUGCCAGCUCAGCCGAACAUUAACACCUGAUAAAACCUCCGCUCAUCAGCUAGACGGCAAACCGGGGGAUCACACUGUGUAUGAAGUGGUCACCAUAACAGGAGAUGUGCGAGGGGCAGGAACGGACGCCAAUGUCUUUGUUACACUGUUUGGAGAGUACGGGAUUACCCCGAAGAUUCAUCUCACCAGCAAGAGCAGAACAGCUUUCGAGAGGACAAAAACGGAUGUGUUCCGGGUAAAAACCAAUAAUGUUGGGCCUCUGAAAAAAAUAAGAAUUGAGCACGAUAACACAGGGAUGAAUGCCGGCUGGUACCUUGACCGCGUGAUUGUCACCGACAUGAACAGACCUCAUCUGCGCUUCUACUUCCCAUGUAACAAUUGGCUGAGCAAGGAAGAUGGUGAUGGGCUGUAUGUCCGAGAUCUGCUGGGAAGUCUUAACCCCAUGGAUGUGCCUAAAGUGAACAAAUAUAUUGCUCGUGUGUUUACUGGCUCAGCCAACGGCAGUGGCACAGAUGCCGAUGUGUUCCUGAAUAUUUUUGGUGAAAAAGGAGACACAGGAGAGAGAAGAUUGGACAAUGAUAAAAACAACUUUGAAAAGGGAUCGGAAGAUAAAUUCACCAUCGAUGCACCAAAUUUAGGAAAAAUUCGAAAAAUCACAAUUGGUCACAACAACAAAGGAGGGUCGGCUGGAUGGUUCCUAGAAAAGGUAAUCAUCGAAGACAUUGGUAACAAGGCGAUCUAUGAAUUUCCUUGCUCGCGCUGGUUCGCCAUUGAUGAAGACGAUGGAAAAAUCCAGAGGGAUCUUCUUGUUGGUGGAAGUGAGGCAACAGGAAUUGUGUAUAAUGUUUCUGUCGUGACUGGAGACAUCCGGGGUGCUGGCACCAACUCCAAGGUUCACGUCAUCCUCCAUGGAUCAAAGGGUUUAAAGAACAGCGGGAAGAUAUUUCUGGAAGGAGGAGAGUUUGAACGAAGGAAAAUUGACAUCUUCAAUAUAGAGAUUGCGGCCCUGCUCAGCCCCCUCAGCAGAGUGACCAUCGGGCAUGACGGCAGAGGUGUCAGCUCCGGGUGGUACUGCGAAAAGGUUAUCGUCUACUGUCCAUUCACGGGCAUUGAGCAGACCUUCCCAUGUGGUAGAUGGCUGGAUGUAGAUGAAGGAGAUGGACUGAUAGAACGAGAACUGUAUGAAAUGGUUUCCCUGCGACAGAAAAGGCAGAAAAAACACCCAUGGUCUCUUUGGAUCUGGACAAGUGACAUGAAAAAUGCAGGAACUGAUGCAAAUAUCCUUCUCCAGAUCUAUGGGGAAAAGGGGAAGUCAGAUGAAAUGAGACUGGAUAACAACUCAGACAACUUUGAAACUGGACAAGUAGACAAGUUCAUGGUCGAGCUUCCAGACCUUGGGAUCCUUUAUAAGCUCAGGAUUUGGCACGAGAAGAGAAAUGCAUUCAGCGGUUGGCAUUUAAAUAAAGUUACCCUGCUGAAAACCCUCACGAAAGAAAAAUACACCUUUAAAUGUGGUCGCUGGCUAGACCUCAAUGAAGACGAUGGCGAAAUUGUGCGAGAACUUCCAGCUGAGGGUCCAUUGGUGGCGAAUGUUUUACCAGUGGUGAAGUAUCGAGUGACCGUUCACACCGGCAAUGUGAGUGGAAGUGGAACUGAUGCUAAUGUCUUCCUCUGUCUCUUUGGAGAUUUGGGGGAUACCGGGGAACGUUUCCUCAUUGACUGCAAGAACAACAUGAACAAGUUUGAGAAAGGCAACGCAGAUGAGUUUAUCAUUGAGGCUGUGUCUCUGCAGCAAGUAAGAAGGGUCCGCAUUGGGCACGAUGGGAAGGGAGGAGGCUGCGGAUGGUAUCUGGACAAAGUGGUAGUGAAGGAAGAAGGGAAACCAGAGACUGAAGCAAUUGAGUUUCCAUGUAACAGGUGGUUUGAUAGGAAUGAGGACGAUGGUCACAUAAUUCGAGAGCUGGUCCCACUUGGAGACUCACAAAAUCUAAGAAGUAUAAGUUACCACUUCCACAUUAAGACGGGAGAUGUCAGCGGUGCCAGCUCUGAUUCCAGAGUCUUUGUCAAGCUGUACGGAGAGAAAGGAGACACCAACAAGCAGUUCCUACUCGUCUCUGACAACGACUUGGCUGAUAACUUCGAGCGGGGACGGGUGGACAGCUUCACUAUAAACACUAUAGACAUUGGGAAGAUCAAUAAGCUGCUCAUCGGUCAUGACAAUGUGGGGAUCCGUGCAGGAUGGUUCCUGGCUAAUGUGGUAGUGGAGGUUCCGGCACAUGGCAAGCAAUACAUGUUCCCAUGCAACCGCUGGCUCUGUAGGGAUGAGUGUGACGGCAAAGUGGAGAUUGAAGUGUACGCCAGUGAAGUGAUCGACAUCGAGAAACUUGUCAAUUAUGAAGUUAAUGUGACCACAGGCAAUGUGCGAGGUGCAGGCACCAAUGCCAAUGUCUUCAUGCAGCUCUAUGGAGACCGUGGGAAGACAGAGGAGACCUCCUUAAGAAGCCGCUCUAAUGAUUUUGAGAGAGGAGCUGUCGACAGCUUUAAGAUAGAGGCGGUAGAUGUCGGGAAGAUUCUCAAGCUUAGGAUCGGUCAUGACGGUACAGGCUUCGGGGAUGGUUGGUUUCUAGAAACUGUUGAGAUCAAACGUGUUGGCGUACAAAUGUUACCAGUUGCCCAACCAGCUGACAAAAAGAAAAAGCCAAACAAAAAGAAGAAAUCCAGCAAAGAAGAAGAAGUGGAGCUGCAGCCAAAGGAAGUGGUAGAGUCGUACAAGUUUGAGUGCAAUAGGUGGCUGGCCCGAGGGGAAUGUGAUGGAGAAGUCGUGGUGGAACUUCUUCCCCAAAAUGCUGAGCUUGAAGAGAACACUUAUGAAGUCCACGUAGUUACCGGCACCGUGUGGGGAGCUGGAACUGAUGCCAAUGUCUUCGUAACCAUGUACGGGGAGAUAGGAGACACCGGUGAACGGCAGCUGAAAAAGUCCAACCACUUAAAUAAGUUUGAGAAGGGACAGGAAGAUGUUUUCAGCAUCAGUGGCAUAGAUUUAGGAGAACUGAAAAAGCUGAGAAUCCGUCACGAUAACUCAAAGGCCAAUGCUGCUUGGUUUCUAGAGCGAGUGGAGAUUAUCGAUAUGAAAGAUGAAACAAGAUACUUUUUCCCAUGCCAAAGAUGGUUGGCAGUGGAUGAAGACGAUGGUCAGAUUUCUCGAAUGCUGGUUCCGGUAAACGAAGCCUUCAUGAAGAAAGAUGAAGAAGGGGAAGAGCAAUCCCUUGCCACCCUGGGAUUGGAACAGAAAGCCAAAUCCACCACAUACACAAUACGGGUGAAGACUGGAGACAAGAAGAAUGGCGGGACUGAUGCCAAUGUGUUUAUAACUCUGUUUGGAGAGAAGGAUGACACAGGUUUUAUGAAUCUAAAAGCGUCUAAAACCAACAAGAACAAAUUUGAGAGGGGGAAAAUCGAUGUGUUCACAGUGGAGGCUGUAGAUAUUGGGCAGCUCAAAAAAAUAAAAAUUGGUCAUGACAACAAAGGCAGCUCUGCUGGGUGGUUCCUGGACUGGGUGGAAGUGGAUGCCCCGUCACUUGGACAACGUUUGAAAUUUCCGUGUGGGCGUUGGCUGGAUAAAACAGAAGAUGAUGGCGCCAUCGAGAGAUACCUGUUUCCUUCAGAUCUGCAGACUGAGCAGUAUACACCCUUUGUUCCCUAUGAGAUCACAGUUUACACAAGUGACAUAUUUGGCGCUGGGACAGAUGCUGAUGUCUUCAUCGUUCUUUAUGGGAGAGAUGGAGUGUGCACCCAGCAAAAAUCCCUGUGUGUAAACAAGCGGGAGCGCAGGAUGUACUUCGAGAGGAAUUCUGUGGACCAGUUCAUUGUGGAGCUCGAGGACAUUGGCGACGUGAUAGAAAAGAUCCGCAUUGGGCACAACAGCACGGGCAUCAAUUCCGGGUGGCACUUGGACAGAGUGGAAAUUCGUAGACUUUUACCGAAUGGAAAGGGCUCACAGACAGUCACCUUCCCCUGUGAUCGAUGGUUGGCCAAGUCUGAAGAUGACGGAGAAACCAUCAGGGAGCUCGUCCCUUCGGACAUCUUCACCGAAAAGCUGGCAAAGGACGGAACUCUCAAACAGAUUGAAAUGGAGGUUGAAGACCCUCUGGAGACUCAUUCAUAUUAUGUGUCUGUAUACACCGGUGACAUCUAUGGGGCCGGCACUGACGCCAAUGUGUUUCUCACCAUAUACGGAGACCUUGGGGACACCGGGGAGAGAAAACUCAGCAAAUCUGAAACCAACUCCAAUAAGUUUGAGAGAGGACAGGUGGACAAAUUCACUAUAGAAGCUGUAGACCUGGGAACCCUCUAUAAGAUAAAAAUCCGUCACGAUAACUCCCUUCUGAACCCCGACUGGUAUUUGGAAAGGGUGGAGAUCCUGAACGAAGUGACAGAGGAGACAUAUCUGUUCUUGUGUGAACGCUGGCUCUCCACCAAGAAAGAAGACAAAAGGAUCGAGAGGAUUCUAUAUGAAAAGGAUUAUGAUGGAGAUAGAAAUAGCGUUGGAAGCUCAGCUAGGAGUUUACGGGGUUCUUCUCUGAGCCUGAGGAGCCAGGAUAACAAUGCCAACCUGAGGAGCAAAGGCAGCUUAGAUGGAUCCAUACAGGAGGGACAAAUGAUCCCCUACCACUUUACCAUCUCCACCGGUCAGGAUAGAGACGCGGGAACCGAAAGUCGAGCUUAUGUUAUCAUUAUGGGUCCCCAGAAGAUAAGAACAGAACGCCUGUGGUUAGACCUACCAAAGGACAAGAAGGGCUUUGCUCCUGGUUCUGUUGAGAAGUUCUCUGUGAUGGGAUUAGAUGUUGGAGAGGUGAAGAGAAUGGAGCUGGGGCAUGAUGGGGCUACUCCUGAAAGCUGCUGGCUAGUGGAAGACAUACAACUCAGUGUGCCUACCAAAGGAGUGAUGUACACCUUUGUGUGCAAAUGUUGGUUUGCCAAAGACAGAGGCGAUGGACUUUCCUCUCGGGUCUUCAACAUGUUAGAUGCUACCGCCAUCACCGUUUGCCAAAAGAUUCUUUACGAGGUUACAGUGAUCACAGGGGACGUUCCUAAUGCUGGGACGGAUGCCAAUAUCUAUAUGACAUGUUUUGGUGCCAGUGGUAACACAGAGGAAAUACUUUUGCCAAAAUCUGGAGACAGGUUUGAAAGAGGCCAGAAAGACACAUUUGUCAUGGAAAUCGCGGACAUUGCCCCUUUUAAGAAGAUGAGGGUCCGCAUAGAUGGGAAGGGGAGUCGGCCCGAAUGGUAUCUCGAACAGAUUAUCUUGAAGAGUACUGUGACGGAAGAAGAGACGGUCUUUACCUAUGGAGAAUGGCUCUCAAAGACGAAGGGUGAAAAGAGAACACUUUCAUGUGAGCUGGCUGCUGUGGUCGAUGGGGAGGAGAUGGUGGAGACCACUACAUACGUCAUACAAGUGAAGACAAGUGAUGUCUCAGGAGCCGGUACUGAUGCCAAUGUAUUUCUUGUGAUUUUUGGAGAAAAUGGAGACUCGGGGACACUCGCUAUGAAACAGUCCAAUAACUCCAACAAGUUUGAGAGGAAUCAGCUGGACACUUUCCGGUUCCCAGAUAUGCUGAGCUUGGGGGAUCUGUGUAAAGUGCGCGUCUGGCAUGACAACUCAGGCAUUGGCCCUGGUUGGCACUUGGAAUUUAUCGACGUCAGAGAUGAGGAGAUGAACAAGAGUUUCCGAUUCCAAUGUGACCGGUGGUUGGCCAAGAAUGCAGAUGACAAGCAAAUCAUUAGAGAGCUUGCCUGUGCCAACAAUGAUAUCCUGGACCUAAAGGAACGCACAUCUUAUGAGAUUGUGACUGUAACAAGUGACAGGGAAGAUGCCGAAACCAAGGAGAAUGUGUGGAUAAUUCUAGAGGGCAAGAAAGGAAGAUCGAAGGAGCUGAUGCUGGAAAACACCUCCAAGAAGAGGAGAUUUGCGCAGAAUGCAACGGAUGUAUUCAAGUUCUCCUCCAAGAAUGUAGGUGACAUUGCUGCUAUAUGUGUCGGCCAUUGUCCUAAGGAUGGAAAGAAAUCUUCAACCAAAGUAGAUUCCUAUUGGCAUGUGAAGGAGAUCACCAUAACUGAGACAGAGCUUGGGAACCAAUACAUUUUCAACUGCAAUGCCAAGAUCCCCCUGCGUAACAAGAGAGACGACUAUAAAGUCUUCGAAUGUGCCAAGACCAUUGAGAGCUUUGCCAGCCGGGCCCGCAGCUUGGUACCAGUAAAGUAUGAAGUAAUUAUAGUGACUGGUUUUGAAAAAGGAGCAGGAACAGACGCCAAUGUCUUCCUCACCAUGUACGGGUCUAACGGUGACUCCGGGAAGCACGCCCUGAAGCAGAAGAUGAGGAACCUCUUUGAGCGUGGGAAAACCAAUCGUUUCUACAUCGAGACCUUAGACUUGGGCGAGGUGAAGAAAGUGAAAGUGGAGCAUGACAACAGCGGCCUUAAUGCCGGGUGGCUGCUGGAGAGGGUGGAGGUGACCAAUUCUGCAACUGGGGUCACUACCAUAUUCCCUUGUGGCAAAUGGUUGGAUAAGAAGAGAGGGGAUGGUGAGAUCUGCCGUGAGCUCUACCCAAUGUACUAAAGACCUUACCCAGUAGACCUGCCACCAAUGCCACGCCUUUCGUAAAUUAUUACAAAAUGUAUUUUAUAUAUACAUAUAUUUUUGUAUACAGACUUUGUAUAAUGUGUAUAGGAUCUUGAGAUAUAUAUAUAUAU
Messenger RNA from Hyla sarda, 7932 nucleotides. It is a transcript of the gene LOXHD1, whose product is annotated as lipoxygenase homology PLAT domains 1. The record is from RefSeq and is a predicted model, not a curated record. Lineage: Eukaryota; Metazoa; Chordata; Amphibia; Anura; Hylidae. Gene Ontology annotation, molecular function: protein binding. The transcript has 47 exons. Bases 329 to 7798 code for a protein of 2489 amino acids.